UGCACACGUUUUGUGACACCAUCAAAGCUUCACGUUGUAAAAGAUUGAGGUUUUAAAUGACAAUUGGCUCAGAAGAACAUUGCAGGCUGUUGUUGUAUUUACAAGCAUUUCAAACCCAGAAAACCCAGGAGAAAAAUUGCUUCUCUUGCUGUUCACUCAGGAAAUGGGAGACUAAUCUUGUAUUAAUGAUAAGCAAUUAAUGUAUCAAAGGUCUUAUGCUUAGGCUGUUACACAGUUGUUUUACAUCUGUUCCAGAAACGAAACACUUGACAAUUAUAACUUUGCUGAACUUAAAAACUCUAUUAUCUACAGUUAAAAUGGAGCAUGAAAGUCCUUUGUAGUUUCCAUUUGCUUCCAUAUCAAAUGAAGGGUGGGGAGCAGAGGUGUUGCUCUGAUGGUGAGCUAAAGAACCAUUCGUCUUUGGUAGGAAGAAGAUGUCUGUGGGGACUGCGUAGGUCAGCGAGACCCCUGUGUGAGGAGGUAGCUCAGGCACCAGGAGAAUAUGACAGAUACCUAGCAUCUAGCAAAACCAUGGCAGCAGCUUACCUUGAUCCAAACUUGAAUCAUACACCAAGUUCAAGUGCAAAGACGCACCUCGGUACUGGGAUGGAGCGUUCCCCAGGGGCCAUGGAGCGAGUCCUAAAGGUUUUUCACUACUUUGAAUCCAGCAGUGAGCCAACGACAUGGGCCAGCAUUAUCCGGCAUGGAGAUGCUACUGAUGUUCGAGUAAGUCUGGUUUUAACAUUCUCUUGCCAUCUUUAGGUUAAAUGUGAACUU
This is a messenger RNA of Meleagris gallopavo (turkey), 777 nucleotides long. NCBI's taxonomy places the organism in Eukaryota, Metazoa, Chordata, Aves, Galliformes, Phasianidae. The record is from RefSeq and is a predicted model, not a curated record.